UAAUAUUACAAUCAAGGACCCAACAAAUGCAACGAUAACAACAACCAUUGAAAGGACCGAAAAGAAACGAGGCAGUAAGUGCUUCUUUCGUAUGAGUGGAACUAUUUUUAGAUUGUUAGAGUUUCAUUCUGGAGUUGACCGUCAAUUUGGAUCAAAUUAUGAGAAG
Molecule: messenger RNA, 166 nt
Organism: Funneliformis geosporum
Lineage: Eukaryota; Fungi; Glomeromycota; Glomeromycetes; Glomerales; Glomeraceae
Source: the annotation of a GenBank genome assembly